Mytilus trossulus (common blue mussel) is the source of this 1117-nucleotide messenger RNA. Its product is annotated as prostaglandin E2 receptor EP3 subtype-like. Gene Ontology annotation, biological process: adenylate cyclase-activating G protein-coupled receptor signaling pathway; inflammatory response; positive regulation of cytosolic calcium ion concentration. The record is from RefSeq and is a predicted model, not a curated record. The transcript is spliced from 2 exons. Gene Ontology annotation, cellular component: plasma membrane. Lineage: Eukaryota; Metazoa; Mollusca; Bivalvia; Mytilida; Mytilidae. The coding region runs from base 284 to 766 and encodes 160 amino acids.
AGCGUCAUGUAUUGCAUCAUUUCCAUUUUUAGGAUUCGGAAAGACGGUGCUACAGUAUCCAUACACGUGGUGUUUCUUUGAUUAUUACAACACUCAUCCAGUGAAUAAAGCUUUUAACUAUUUCUAUGCGAUUUUUGCAAUUUUGAUUAUAUCUAUAACGACUUGUUUUAACUUGACAGCAUUAUGUACAUUAUUGAAUAGAUGUCGGAAUAAUGAUGCUUUAAAGGGAUGCAGACAAAGUUUUAGAAAAUGUAGCAAAUCUCACAAAUACACUGAAUGCCAAAUGUUGUCUCAGCUUGCAGGGAUAACUGUAGUAUUUAGUACUUGUUACGUUCCUCUUAUGAUAAAGAUUCUGAUUAAUCAAAAUGAAAACAAUCUCCGAAACUAUGGAUCAGAUUUCACGGUUAUCCGGCUAGCAUCUGUCAACCAAAUAUUGGAUCCAUGGGUUUAUAUUUUAUUAAGAAGAGAGCUUUUAUGGAAAGUUAUUAGCUGUUUUAAAAAGCGUGACAAUAAUGACACCAUACCAUCAGUUUUUCAGAAAGCAGCAAGGAGUCACAAUUAUGAACAGUCUUUUUGUUCGUUCUGUUUCGAUUGUUUAUGUGAUCCUCACGUAAAUAUGAACAAUAUGGACACCAAACGUUCCCUUUCUGAUCUACGACUAUCGGUAAUAACAUCAGUUACGCCUCCAGAUGUAAGAAGAACAAUUUUAAGAAUCGUUUCCGAAGACGCGAUAAACGCCUCUAAUUUGUCAAUCAACAGAAGUUGAUACAUUCAGAUUGUUUCCUUAGUUAUAAAAAAAUCAUGUCUUAUAAUACACCUCGUUUUCCUUAAUAAGGACGAAAAACUCAUUAAAAUAGUAAACCAUUAGCAGAAUUUAUGCAACAGGGGAGUGUGAAUGGUUUAAAAAAUGAUAGCCACUAUAAAAAUAAAACCAAAUAAAAUGCAAAAACAUUGACAUUAAAUAUGUGUGGAAUUUCAGAUUUCUUUCUUAAAGAGAUAUGACAAUUAUAGUUUAUCAAUUUUGUACUAGUGUAUCUGCAUAAAUCAUUGGUAGUUAUUAAAUUCUUCAUAGCUCAUGUUAGUUUAUUCCAUGCUUUUUUGCAUUUUUACAUCCAAA